Messenger RNA from Theobroma umbraticum, 2065 nucleotides. RefSeq names its product serine carboxypeptidase 1-like. NCBI's taxonomy places the organism in Eukaryota, Viridiplantae, Streptophyta, Magnoliopsida, Malvales, Malvaceae. Gene Ontology annotation, biological process: secondary metabolic process; proteolysis. The record is from RefSeq and is a predicted model, not a curated record. Gene Ontology annotation, molecular function: acyltransferase activity, transferring groups other than amino-acyl groups; serine-type carboxypeptidase activity.
GCCAAAAAGGUUUCUCUCCUUUGAUUUAGACACAGUUAUCCCUUCCUUUUUCUACCAUUAUAUUUCCUCUCCUCGUCCGAGUGCCAACCCCUUCUUGUUUGCCUUUCCAUUUAAUAUUCCAAAGACAAAGCUCCUUUCGUUUCCCUAUCAGUGAAUUCAUUUCUCCAUUUUCUUCCUGGCCUUUUUUGCCAAUCACUAAGCACUUUGAUAAACACUUCUUUCUCUCUUUUUUUUUUUAUUUUGUUUUUCUCUCUCUCCCUGUCUCUCUCUUAUAGUCUUAUGUUUGAGGUUCAAUCAUAGUAUAUUUAUUCAUAAUUCUCUUAUUGAUAAUAAAAAGGAGGUUUUCAGGGCUUUUUAGCAUCGGGGUCGACAUGGAUAAGAUGCUUUUUGUCAUAUCAUUUUGCAUGCUUUUCAGUUGUGCAUUCAUUGAAGCUGUUCAAAAUGGCUCACUCGUAACUCAACUACCAGGCUUCAAUGGUGUUUUCCCAUCCAAACACUACUCAGGAUAUGUGAAGGUAGAUGAGAAGAAUCUCUUCUACUACUUCGUCGUUUCAGAAAGAAACCCUUCCAAGGAUCCAGUUGUUUUGUGGUUGAAUGGUGGACCAGGAUGCUCUAGCUUUGAUGGAUUUGUUUAUGAACAUGGUCCUUUUAAUUUUCAAGAGGGAAAACCCGAAGGAAGCCUGCCCACACUUCAUCUCAAUCCAUACAGUUGGUCUAAGGUUUCAAAUAUUAUUUACUUGGAUUCUCCAGUUGGUGUGGGCUUCUCUUACUCUAAAAAUACAAGCACAUACAUAACAGGAGACCGGCAGACUGCAGCUGAUACACAGGCCUUCCUCCUCAAGUGGUUCGCUCUCUAUCCGGAGUUUGUUGGCAAUCCAUUUUAUAUCGCAGGAGAGUCUUAUGCAGGAAUUUAUGUGCCCACUCUUGCUUCUGAAGUGGUGAAAGGAAUCAAUGCUGGUGCAAAGCCCAGAAUCAAUUUCGAGGGUUACAUGGUGGGAAAUGGGGUGACAGGCUCUGUUUUUGAUGAGAAUGCUCUCGUCCCAUUUGCACAUGGGAUGGCCCUAAUUUCAGACGACAUCUUUGAGGAAGUUGUAGCCGCUUGUGGAAGCAACUAUUCUAAGCCAACUAAAAGUUGUGAUGAAAAUCUUGAAAAGGUUUACAAGGCAAUUGCCGGCCUAAAUAUUUAUGACAUUCUUGAACCUUGCUAUCAUGACCCGAUUGGACAACAAGACUCAAAAGGAAACACAAGCUUGCCAGUUAGCUUCCAGAAAUUAGGAGCUACAGAGAGGCCUCUUGCAGUGAGAACGAGGAUGUUUGGUCGUGCUUGGCCUUUUCGGGCACCAGUUAAGGAUGGCAUUGUCCCUUUAUGGCCUGAACUAGCAGCAAACAAGCUGCAAGUAGCAUGUACUAACGAUGAAGUUGCAACAGCAUGGCUAAACGAUGCAGCAGUUAGGAAGGCAAUUCAUGCAGAACCAGAAAAUGUAGCUGGUCCGUGGGAGUUAUGUACAGACAGAAUUAGCUAUGAUCAUGAUGCUGGAAGUAUGAUUCCUUACCAUAAAACCCUUACAUCUGAUGGUUAUCGCGCACUUAUUUUCAGUGGAGACCAUGACAUGUGUGUGCCAUACACUGGGAGCCAAGCCUGGACAAAGUCACUUGGAUAUAAGACAACAAUUCAAUGGAGAUCAUGGUUUUCUAAUGGCCAAGUUGCUGGGUACUUGCAAGGAUAUGACCAUAACAUCACCUUUCUAACUAUCAAGGGUGCAGGACAUACGGUCCCUGAAUACAAGCCAAAGGAAGCAUUAGACUUCUAUAAACGAUGGUUGGAUCGGAAACCAAUAUGACAUCAAAGAUAGUUUUCUUCCUCAGGAAAAAUACCCUUCCAUUUUUCAUCUCUUGCUAUUGGACACAAUGCAUGUGCUAGAAAGGUUUAAUUUUUUUGUUGUGGGUAUAAAUAAAAUAAAACGAAAGGGAAUGAAUGAAAACAGCUUUUAAUUUUCAGUUUGAUUUGAUUCAAUUACUCAAUAUCUUAUAUUAAAUUUUUUUAAAAAUUACUCAUUCGUGCCUA